GUAACCCGCGAACUAAGCUUACUUCCCUUUAAAGAUAAUGGCUGCAAACUGUAUGGGACUAAUUUAAGUUUUUUAAAUGAGUUUUUCGUAGUUGGAAGAUAUUUUUAACACAUAUUUAAGUAAAAAUGAUCUAUUAAGCGGAUGGGUAUGUGAAAACAAUUAGAUAGUUUGUGUUUUAUGAAAUACUGGCAAAAACCGGCUUACUACCGCGAGCACUGCUACCUUGGCUUGACUUAAGGCUUGAGGCUACUUCCUUGUUUCGACGAAAACUGAAUAACAUGGAUAAAGCGCCACCGCCAAGAAGAAGGAAAUCCAGUGUUUUGCGACGAGAAGAUCUUAGAUCUCCCAAAGAUAUUCUGCAGCAAAUGGGAUUCUCUAAAUCUCGAGCAGAGAAGGCACUUGCUGCAACUGGAGACAGGGGUGUUCAGAUAGCCUCUGACUGGCUUCUAUCCCAUGUCAAUGACCCAGAGUUGGACAAGUGCACCCCUCGACAGUAUGUACUCUACUUGUGCCCAGUGGGACCUCUUCAAGAGCAGCUUUCCUGCUUCUACGAUACCUCCCUGAAGAUGUGUGGCUGGAAUGGGGCCCACAACUACUUCCCCCAUGUCACUCUGUGUCCUUUCUUCACAGCAGAGGAUAGCAAAUCACAACUGGUGGCUCAAGCUUUACAAGUGCUUAGUAUUUACCUGGAAUCCUGCCCUGGCCAGUUGAAGAUGGACUUCUUUAGUCAGAACAACUUUAUUGGACUUUUCAUGCAGGAUAAAUUUUACAAAUACUUUGCAGAGCUUGUCAGUGUGUUUGGAAAUGAAUGUAAAAAACAUGGAAUAACGGUUGAACCUGUAAAAAAGCAGCUGCAUAUAACCUUAGCAUACCAGUACCUAGGAGAAAACCACGAGGAGUUGAUGCGUCUAGCAAGAGAGAUCGACCUCGAGAGUGAAUGUCAGUGGGAAGUUAGGCUGUACUCACGUGAACCCCAGGUUGGCAAGAGUGAGGUGCGGCGAGUGAGAAAAUUAUACCAAGCCCAACUGGAUGAUGAAAUGGACCUUAUUGAAGGAGACUGCGUGUUCAUGGAUGCCAGUGAGAACACGCGCAGCACAGACAAGUGGUUUUAUGGCACCUCGUGGCUCACAGGCAAGCAGGGCAUGUUCCCUGGCCCGUACACUGACAGGACUGCAGAGACUUGGACCUGGGCCCUGCAUGGGACAGAGUUGAUGGCGCAGCAGGAGACAGAACAGCGCAAUGGAGAAACCAGUCAUCCUCAGCCAACAGCUAGUGGUGCAGGGGAGACCUAUGAAGCACUGUGGAAGCCAGUUGACGUUUAUGCAAAGGUGGAUCUUUGCAAGAAGAAAGGUGAGAAGGUUAAGGUUGAGAUGGCCCCUACGGCAGCCCCGAGGAAGCUGGUAGUGAUGAGGCAUGGGGAGCGUAUGGACUUUGUGUUCGGAAGGAGCUGGGUGGAACUCUGCUUUGAUGAGCAAGGUAAUUAUCGUCCUUGCGACUUAAACAUGCCAGCAUCUGUGCCUAAGAGGUGUGGUCACCACUAUGAAUACGCCAAAGAUGCUCCUCUCACCGUGAUGGGACAAUACCAAGCACAGCUGACAGGAGAGGCCUUGAAGGCAGCUGGUGUUGUAUUCACCCAUGCUUAUGCCUCCCCUUCCCUGAGAUGUGUUCAAACAGCCACUAGUGUUCUCAAAGCCAUGGGCCAGCUGUCUACGCCCAUAUGUGUGGAGCCAGGGCUGUUUGAAUGGCUGGGCUGGUACCAGCUGGGGCUGCCAAAGUUCUUCUCACCUAAGGAACUAGAAGCGGAAGGUUACAUUAUUGACCAAACUUACAAGCCGUUUUUUUCUGUCAAGAAAUAUGACAUAGAAGAAAAAAUCCAUGGUUACUACAGGAGGUCAGGGGAAACUGCCAGGAACAUUGCCAUUACCCACCAACAUGACAGAGGGAGUAUUCUGAUAGUUGGUCAUGCGGGCAGCCUCGAGGUGUGCACACGACAGAUUUUGGGCCACCCACCACGAGCGGAAGGCGAGUUCCGGGACCUCUGUAGCCGGGUACCGUACUGCGGGCUGCUGGCAAUAGAAGAGGACCCGCACUCCAAGAAAUGGAAGCUACUGGAUCCGCUGAUACACACACUCUCACACGGCACAAACAAACAGACGUUUGUCCAUAAGAUGCUUUACCCCUCGUAACAAAGUGUUCUUGUAAUGUGUCACCACUUGAAGUUAAUACAGGCAGUAUAUUAAGGCCAUCUAAAGCAAAUGUUUAUCAGUCAAGAAGUUGCUCUAGUGCUCCAUAGGAGUUGCUCAUGUCAUUUGCACCAUAAGAAGUGAAUUGAAAUAAGCUUGGCUUUGAGAAACACAGCUUUAAUGAAUGUGCCUUAAGUGUCAUCUCAGAUAAACCUAUGCUGUCCCCUCGGGCUUAUCAUGGGAGACACUUUCCAUUUUUAUGUUUUCAUAGAAAGGAAGUCCCUUCUGAACUAUUAACUAGUCUAGUUGGAAAGUGUCUUCCAUUAUAAGUCUGUGCAUACUGCAUAGGCUAAUCUGUGUCGACACUUAACUCGUAUUCAUUUUGCCCAGUUAUCCCAGAGUACGGCUCAAAUGAUUUUUACAUGGCUGUAACAAACAGUUGUUUGAAAAUAAGAUGUUGAUGUAAAUUGCAUAUAGGGCCUUGUUUUGUUCUGAUUAACAAAAUAAACAGUAUUACAGUGUGUGUAUUGUAAAUUACUCCCGAUUGAAUGUAAACAUUGUUUCACCAAAGAAAACAAUAGUGUUCUGAGUUAUUAAACAGUCUAGAAGUUUUGUUAAUACCUCCCUGCUCAGGUGUUUCCAAUUUGUAGCAAGAUAUGUGCUCAAUGAUAAGUUGAAGGCACAAUGAAGAUCAAUUGUGUAUUAAGUUAUUUCUAGAGCCUAAAUGAGUAACUGAAACAUGUAGAAAAAAUAUGUUCUGCACAUGUGUCACAGAUUUAUUGUUUCUUCUGGUAUAUAAUAUUGUUUGUUAUCAUUUCACAUACAUAUAUUGAAGUACAUGAAUGUGUUCUUCAAAAUAACUGUUAAUAAAUACCCAUAGAGUUUACAAAUGUCACAAAUGGAAGGUUGUAAAGGAAGAUACAGCUUUUUCGUUGGACCACAAUUUAAGUGUAGUCUAUUGUGUUUCCAAGUCUCUUGUACAGCGAAGUAAAACAUUUGUGCCACAAUGGUCUUCACUGUUUGCAGACAAUACAAAAGAUAAGAGCUUUUGUUUCCUUUAUUUAUAUGCUUGAUAAAUUUUAAUUGAUAAUGAGUUUAUUUUGUUAAUACAUGUAUUGAUAAGUUGUUUAACCUGGUUUUCAAUAAAGUUGAAAAUAUUGA
This is a messenger RNA of Dreissena polymorpha, 3344 nucleotides long. Its product is annotated as protein UBASH3A homolog. Gene Ontology annotation, molecular function: protein binding. The transcript is spliced from 13 exons. NCBI's taxonomy places the organism in Eukaryota, Metazoa, Mollusca, Bivalvia, Myida, Dreissenidae. The record is from RefSeq and is a predicted model, not a curated record. The coding region runs from base 279 to 2186 and encodes 635 amino acids.